Messenger RNA from Polistes dominula (European paper wasp), 2621 nucleotides. RefSeq names its product myocyte enhancer factor 2 (gene Mef2). NCBI's taxonomy places the organism in Eukaryota, Metazoa, Arthropoda, Insecta, Hymenoptera, Vespidae. The record is from RefSeq and is a predicted model, not a curated record. Gene Ontology annotation, molecular function: protein dimerization activity; DNA-binding transcription factor activity, RNA polymerase II-specific; RNA polymerase II cis-regulatory region sequence-specific DNA binding. Gene Ontology annotation, biological process: positive regulation of transcription by RNA polymerase II; cell differentiation.
AUGAUAUUUGGAAAUAUAGCUCAAUAUGUGUUCGAACUUCGAAGCGAAAAGUUACCGCAUCGCGAGUAAAUAGUAAGUUUGGCAUUAAAGAGUUGUUCAGCCUGCAACUCAAUGUCAUGCUUCAAGGUAAACUAUCGAUGACGUCAGUGUACAUCGCUUAACAAGUGGGAGUGGAUGGAUAGAUGUCGGCAGUCUUGGUUGUCGGUUUCGCGAAUCGCAGUUGGAAUCUGUAGAAGACCAAAUCGCUUCGAUGCAAUAAUGUUACGUGUUUCUUAGCAAUGUAGGCGCGUGCAUCAAUCGAAAGAAAAUUAAGUGAGUGCGAGAGAAAAAGAAAAAAGAAAAUAAAGAGAGAGAAAGAAAAAGAUAAUACGAACGAAAGAACGGAGUGUGAAUAAGUAAGAGCGAAUAAGAGAGUGAGCAGCGGCUGAGUGAACGAGUGAGUGAGCGCGCGACAGAGAGAGAGAGAGAGAGAGAGAUAGAAAGAGAACAGAAAGUGGAGAAGAAGAAGAAGAAGAAGACAACAACGACGACGAAGAGGAAGAAGAAGAAGAAGAAGAAGAAGAAGAAAAAGAAGAAAAAGUGGCGUGUCGACUGGUUGCACGUGUUUUCGCGGUUCGAUGGAAAAUCACCGAUAUCUUUUUGCGCAUGCCCGAGAGCCGAUGACGUCACGAAAAUUGUGGUUUUGAUCAAACUCGCUCUCGGACCUUUUUUUUCCCUCUCGAUUCCCCCCUAUCGUCCACCACCAGCAACAUUUCCACCACCACCACCACCAUCAUCAUCACCAUUGCCACCCGCUCGACCAUCCCCCGCUGCCCUCCAGCCCUCCUCCCUCCGCGUAUGUUGUACGUACGUGUAUAUACAAUCGUAAAGAAAUAAUGUUACUGCGCGAAGUCAAAAAUAAUUAGCGGUGCGAAGGGGGAAAUCGUCCGGAAGAAACCGAGACGACGACGAGGAGAAGGAGGGGGAGGUGGAGGAGGAAGAGGAGGACCACCAGUCGGUGACAAAAUCGUUUUUAAUAUUCCAUCCAGUGGUUCUGAGAAACUCUUUCUUCUCGACGACAUCGUGCAACAAUGGGUCGGAAGAAGAUUCAGAUCUCGCGCAUCACGGACGAACGAAACCGUCAGGUGACCUUUAACAAGAGGAAAUUCGGGGUAAUGAAGAAGGCGUACGAAUUGUCGGUACUAUGCGAUUGCGAGAUUGCACUGAUUAUCUUCAGUUCGAGCAACAAGCUGUACCAGUAUGCGAGCACCGACAUGGACAAGGUUCUUCUCAAGUAUACAGAGUACAACGAACCCCAUGAGUCCCUCACCAACAAGAAUAUCAUCGAGGCGCUCAACAAGAAGGAACAUAAGGGUGCCAUGUCUCCGGAGAGUCCGGAACCCGACGCGAUCGAGUAUAAUCUUACCCCGCGUACCGAGGCCAAAUACACCAAGAUCGACGAAGAAUUUCAGAUGAUGAUGCAGAGGCACCAGCAUAAUGGCACAAGGGGGAUGGGACAAUCUAAUUACACAUUACCAGUAACUGUGCCAGUUAAUAGUUAUGGUGAAUCGCUACUUGGAUCUAGUCCUCAAAUGGCACACACCAGCAUUUCUCCCAGACCUUCAUCAUCUGAAACAGAUUCAGUUUAUCCACCAGGAGGAAUGUUAGAAAUGAGUAAUGGGUAUCCUCCAUCAGCUUCUCCGUUAGGUGGAUCACCUAGUCCAGGACCUUCACCAGCACUUGGAGUUGGUGGAGGUAGCGCGAAUAAAGGCAGUAAUCCAUCAAGGCAUUCACCACAACCACCACCACCUCCACCACCACCACAUCCUCACAGAGCUAACCUUCGAGUAGUUAUUCCGACACCACUCACACAACCACUUUCUGAAGACACCAAUUAUGACAGCGGCCACACACAAUCUGCAUUGAAUACACCGGUAGUAGCAUUACAGACACCUUCAGUACCAGCUGGAUAUUCCAGUUUUGGUCCCACGGACUAUUCCUCAGAUCUAGGAAGUCUUGCAUGGUCUCAUCAGAGGUACGUUGAUGACUUAUCAAUGUAUUCGGCAGCCACCAUGUCCAGCAUCAGUGGUCUUCCUCAUUUAGCUGUCUCGAGUAGCACACCGCCGCCAUCGACGUCACCGUUGCCAGUGAAAAUAAAAAGUGAACCGAUAAGUCCACCACGAGAUCCGCACGGAGGAGGUAACAGUGGUUCAAGUGGAGGGCCAAGUAAUGCCAGUAAUUUGCAUCAUACAAACUUGAAUGUUGGUCCUUCGUCUAGUACAGGUGGCCCACCCCCUCAUCACGUACCACAUGCCGGCCCUCAGACAUUAAAUUUAGUAUCUAGCAGACCAAGCAGUAAUCCACCACCAUCCCACUCGGGUAGCAUAACCCCAACAAAUCUACCAUCUCCGGGUAGUGGGACAGUUGGUGAUAUCAGAACGACGAGUCAUCCUGGUAGUGCUGCCAACGGGGGAAAUAGUUCGGAUUAUGAAAAUGGACCGCUUAUGAAACGGUCCAGGAUUACGGAAGGAUGGGCGACUUAAUGUCAAUCCAAUUGUUGCACCCAAUUCUUUCAUACCUCGACGUACAACGGCAUAUAGUGCUUGUGAGUUCCAGUAUAUUAUUAUAAACAAACAAACAAA